Molecule: messenger RNA, 910 nt
Organism: Acaulospora colombiana
Lineage: Eukaryota; Fungi; Glomeromycota; Glomeromycetes; Diversisporales; Acaulosporaceae
Source: the annotation of a GenBank genome assembly
AGAAAGGAGAAGCGCUUUGUCAGCUGGGGAACGAAAACGGCUCAAAGAAGUUCCAUUGGUAGUGGAUGCUGGUCUUCUAGCUGUGUUUGAUACAAACGAUGUAGAAGAAACAAGUUAUCGGGAUGGGAUUCAGGCUCUCGUCAACUCUCUUUUUUCGCUCCCCAUACAAAAAACGCAAGAUGGACCUCUUGCAGUUCUUCCCCCUAUAGAAACAUCCUUACCAAGAGCGAAACCUCUUCCCAAGCCAAAACCAUUAACCAAGUGGGAACAGUUUGCAAAAACAAAGGGAAUCCAGAAGAAGAUACGCGAUAAAAAAGUGUGGGACGAAGAAAAACAAGAAUGGGUUCAGAGAUGGGGAAGACAGGGAAAAAAUAAAGAGGUUGAAGAGCAAUGGAUCCAUGAAAUCCCGGAUAAUGCCCCGGAUGAUUAUGAUCCUAUCAAGGAAGCUCGUGAUAAACGAAAAGCAAGGGUAGCUAAGAAUGAGAAGCAGAGGCAAGCUAAUUUGGCACGUAACACAGGUGCUAGUACAUCGAAAGAAGAAAGGAAGGAUCAAUUGAGAUCCCAGGCUCUUCAAACCAAGAUGAGCACUGCAAGUAUGGGAAAAUUCGAUCGUAAGCUGGAAGGAGAACCUAAAGUGAGAGGUGUCAAACGAAAGUUUGAUCCCAAUGAGGGUGAUCUCCAAGCGGAGAAAGCUGCAUCUCUCGCCCUUUUGUCGAAGCUGGAGCAUGCCGGUCCAUCAUCCACCAGCAAGAAGGCUCGAAAAGAAGGGGGAGGAGAAGGAAAGGACGAUAUUCUCAACGUUAGAAAGGCUGUGAGACACGAGACAAAGGGCAGAGGGGCGACUGCAUUGGCGAGCAAAGCAUCGAACGGCAAGAAAGGCCGAACAGGAGGGAAAAAAGGCAAACGAUGA